GAACUCUUCAGACUUGGCUCAAAGGAUUAAUUAAAAAACAUUAGCUUCUUUUCAGUAGGUUUAAAUUUCUUUUUACAUUUGUGCUGGAGGAACCACUACACAUCUUUCACAAGAAAACCAGUCGGAAUCCAUUGGCUUCAUGCUGUAGAGUAAUAAGUCAUGCUAACACCUUUUAACCCAGACAUUUUAUGGGAACUAGACUUGCAUCUGCAGCCUUCAGUUCUGGACAGCUUUGCAUUGCUCUCAGGGCAACUGAACACCUUGAAUAAAGUGCUAAAGCAUGAGAAGACCCCACUACUGCGAAACCAGGUGAUCAUCCCCCUAGUGCUGUCUCCAGACCGUGAUGAGGAGAUCAUGCGGCAGACAGAGGGGCGCGUGCCGGUGUUCAGCCAUGAAGUAGUGCCUGACCAUCUCCGAACUAAGCCUGACCCUGAGGUGGAGGAGCAGGAGAAGCAGCUGAUCACAGAUGCAGCUCGAAUUAGCCCUGAUGCAGCACAGAAACAGAUUCAAAGUCUGAACAAAAUGUGCUCAAAUUUGCUGGAGAAAAUCAGUAAGGAGGAGCGUGAAUCUGAAAGUGGAGGUUUACGACAGAACAAGCAGACGUUCAACCCUGCAGACACCAAUGCACUGGUAGCAGCUGUGGCCUUUGGGAAAGGGCUGUCAAACCGGAGACCCCCAGGCUCUGGGGCAUCUGUCCAGUCGGGCCAGCCAGGAGCUGGUGCCAUCAUUGCAGGUGCCUCAGGCAUGCAGCAGGUUCCAAUGACAGGUGCACCAGCUCAGCAGCAGCCAAUGCUGGCAGGAGUGCAAAUGGCACCAGCAGGACAGCCAGGAAAAAUGCCAAGUGGCAUCAAAACAAAUAUAAAAUCUGCCUCAAUGCAUCCAUAUCAGAGAUGAGCUGAGAUGAACCAGACCUGGGGAACAGCAGCAUUUGUACUGCUGCAGGCACUCCACCUGGAUUCCUUCUAGGACUUCCAAGUCCCUUCACAUAUCCACACACCAUAUCCAGGAAGACAGGGUUUAUAAGGCCCUUUUCUGGAUUUUAUUUAGUGCUAGGUGGCUUGUGUGGAGCUGCUGCUGACCCUGUCUCUUGGACAGAAGUACUUCUUGUGUACUACUACAGCCAGAGCAGAGGACUUUGCUUCUGGUAUUGAUGCCAUUUCUCCAGGCCUGCCUGGAGGGUAACUACCCUUUGCUGAUACAGAACCUGGAGAGCUGCACAGAGCUCCUUGUUUGUGCUUGUUGACUUGGUAUGUUAUUUCUUUACUUCAUCUUGUGUAAUAAAGAUCUUGUUAUGCUCA
This is a messenger RNA of Ficedula albicollis (Collared flycatcher), 1298 nucleotides long. It is a transcript of the gene MED8, whose product is annotated as mediator complex subunit 8. The record is from RefSeq and is a predicted model, not a curated record. Bases 160 to 894 code for a protein of 244 amino acids. Gene Ontology annotation, molecular function: RNA polymerase II cis-regulatory region sequence-specific DNA binding; transcription coregulator activity. The transcript is spliced from 6 exons. Gene Ontology annotation, biological process: regulation of transcription by RNA polymerase II. Gene Ontology annotation, cellular component: core mediator complex; mediator complex. NCBI's taxonomy places the organism in Eukaryota, Metazoa, Chordata, Aves, Passeriformes, Muscicapidae.